UAAAUUCCCAACGUGGGACCGAGCCAUCUCGUCAAUUUCCAAUCUGCAAAUCAAAAUCUUCGUCAGCCCACGAACAAAUGAAUUAGUUUCAGUCAAACUCAGCUUUUGUUUUGUGAUUUGAUUUUCUUAACUCGAAUCUUACAGAGAGUGAAAGAUGGCGGAUUCCAGUGAAAAUUUUAACGGGGUUUUGUAUGAGGGUGUAGGGGACAGUGAAGAAUCUGGAUUUCCUAAGAAAAUAAAAAAAGGAUCACAUCAUCGUCAAGAACUGAGAGAAGUGACUCUUUAUACUGUUUUCAGCAAUUUGAUCAAUGCAAUUUUCUUUCGGAGCCCGAAUUCUCGUUACGGUUCUGUUCAUCUACUGCACCGGAUCAAAGUUUCCGUUUAUGAAAAUAUUCCCCUGCUUCGUGACGCUUCGACGAACAGUGGUCGCCAUGUUCUCGCCUGGGCUCGCCGCGGCAGCCCCCUCCGCCUCCUCCUUGUCGUCUCUGUCGGGACAAUUUUACUCCUCACAUCGACUGGAGUACUGGUUUUUAUGCUUUUCUUUGCUGCUGCAACCUUCAAUGCCGUUGUCAUUUCUCUUUUCAUGUCUUUAGUGGCAGCAGGAGGAUUCUUGGCUCUUUUCUUUGCCUGUGUUGCAGCCAUUUAUGUUGGCGCUCUAUCAAUAGCUGUAUGUGUCAUUUCUACAGCAACAACUGUAGCCAUUAUUGCUGUUCUUACAGCUACAGGUUGGAUUGGAUUCUUCUGCACUGUGUGGCUGGUGACGAAGAAAAGCUUAAGUUUAGCCAAGCAUUCGCUUCAUACUACGAGAUCAGCAAUUUCAUCUUACAAUUCUGCUAGACAUGUUUCAAGCCACCCUGAAUCGAGAAAAUCUGAAUGAAGAGCAGCCGCGGAAUGGAGCUUUUACUAUGUAGAUAUGUAUUGUGUGCACGUAGACGAAUAUGUUUGCAUUGCACUACCUUGAUGAUGAUGAUGUUGCUAUAGAUUAUCUCGUGUGCAAAGUAAUGGACAUAGUUUUAAUCGGUGCCACUUCGUCUCUAAGCUACCUUUUUCCUUGUACUCGUAGACACGUGUGGAUAUAUAAGCUCUUUACAGCUUGAAUUUAUGGUGUGCUUAUUUUUUAACA
This is a messenger RNA of Olea europaea var. sylvestris, 1123 nucleotides long. RefSeq lists its product as uncharacterized. The transcript is spliced from 3 exons. The record is from RefSeq and is a predicted model, not a curated record. NCBI's taxonomy places the organism in Eukaryota, Viridiplantae, Streptophyta, Magnoliopsida, Lamiales, Oleaceae. The coding region runs from base 155 to 877 and encodes 240 amino acids.